AUGGAUACCGAAGAGGAUACCUUCACUUCGGUCACAUGGGAGAACCGUGACACCUCGUCGGGCUCCCAACCCGUCUUUUCCAGCACCCCCUCCUUCAGCAACAACAAUGCCAUCGCAGGUCCAUCUCACUUGGGUCCCUCUUCCUCUGCAAACGCACUCGCCCGCGACGUUCAUGCAUCGGACGAUCCAACCCAGCUCUCCUGGGCUGGCUACCUCAUGGUCCAAGUCCUCGAGCCACGCAAAGAACUCGAGGGUCAGAAAGAUGCCUUCAUCAGCUACGGCAUCCGCGCCGAGACCAACCUUGCUCACUUCUCCCGCACCUACAUGGCCACCCGUCGCCGCUUCAACGACUUUACUUUCCUUCGCGAAGGUCUCAAGCGAGACUUCCCCGCUUGUGUCGUGGCGCCAUUACCAGACAAGCAUCGACUCGAGUACUUGACUGGCGAUCGUUUCAGCCCCGAGUUUAUCGAGCGACGCACGCAAGACCUGCAGCUCUUCCUUGAGCGCAUCUGUCGCCAUCCUACGCUGCAACGUAGUCAGCUCCUUCGCAGCUUCUUGGAGAGCGCCGAAUGGCAAGUCGAUAUGCAUGCGCACAACUCGUCGCACAGCGGCUCCAAUUCGGCAUCCGGUGCCUCGGCGCUCAUCUCAGGAUCGCAGGUUGAAAAUGCCGGCCCGCCGAGCUUGCUAGACAGCCUCAGCGAUCAUUUCCUCAACGCCUUUUCCAAGGUACGCAAACCCGACGAACGUUUUGAAGAAAUCAGAGAGAGCAUCGACAAGCUCGAAGAAGGUCUGGCAGGUACAGAAAGGGUGCUCUCGCGCAACAGGAAUCGCAUAGCUGCUCUGCCGUUUGGCGACGUCUAUGCUCCCCAACUCGGAACCGCCCUUGAAGAUUUGUCGACUGACUACGAGGAUUUCGCUACAAGCAUCGAGGGGCUGGGCUAUCUCGAGAGUGGCAUCACCGAGCCGCUCAACAAGUUCGCAUCCGCCAUGCUCGAGUUUGCUCGGCUGGAAAGAGUCACUUCUGCAAAGUCAAGCGACGCUAUGCUGUCGCAGAUGCAAGCCCUGCUCUCGUACGCACGCUCGCACAAGUCUGUGCUCAAGCUGCGCGAUACCAAGCAGGUCGAUUUCGAGGAACUCACCGACUACCUCUCUGGCGUCGUCUCGGAGCGCGAUCGUCUCGCCUCGCUCUCCUCCCCCUAUGGCGCCGGCCACGGACACGGCGGUGUUAGGGGAGCUGGCAUCUCGGGCUACCUCAAGGACAAGGUCGACCACCUGCGCGGGGUCGACGAAGAGCGCACACGCGUAGGACGCAUGCAGAGGCUGGAUGGCAAGAUCAAGGAGCUGCAGGACGCCGUCACCAGCGCGCACGAUACCAGCCAGGCUUUCAACGCCGAGGUCAUGUCCGAGCAUAGGAUCUUCCAUCUGGCUAAGGAGCAGGAGCUCAAGGACAUCCUUGCGACCCAUGCAGAUGGCCAGAUCGAGCUGUACUCGGGCUUGGUAGGGUUGUUUGACCAGUUGAUUCCUCAGUUGGAGCGCAUCCGGGUGGCGUAG
Messenger RNA from Sporisorium graminicola, 1551 nucleotides. RefSeq lists its product as uncharacterized. The record is from RefSeq and is a predicted model, not a curated record. The coding region runs from base 1 to 1551 and encodes 516 amino acids. The transcript has 3 exons. NCBI's taxonomy places the organism in Eukaryota, Fungi, Basidiomycota, Ustilaginomycetes, Ustilaginales, Ustilaginaceae. Gene Ontology annotation, molecular function: phosphatidylinositol binding. Gene Ontology annotation, cellular component: phagophore assembly site. Gene Ontology annotation, biological process: cytoplasm to vacuole targeting by the Cvt pathway; autophagy.